CGCGUGGCCGUUCGCACCGUCUGCCCGGGGCAACAGGUUGACGUUCGCCGACGCUCCAAACGGAUCCCUUACCUUGAGAGCAAUCCGUCCCGACUCGUGGACUCAACACCUAUCAUCGACAAUCGAAAACACACGACGUCGGAGCAGAAGACAAAACUUGCAUCUUGUCGUCUGUUUUGCAUCGAGAGAGUGCUCAUCUCUGUAUUGUGACUCGAAACAAAGUUGUUGUUUUCCUCGGAAGUGCUUUUUCAUCAACAUGAAGCUAUAAUAACAACUUUGUGGGUGAUGGCAGACCGCAACGGACCGCGCUGAUUGUUGUCGACCUUCCAUCGUGCGGUUCACGCGACUUUGUGCUGUGCGGUGGUGUCUGCACGUGAAAAAGCUUCGUACUCGAAGCAGACGGUGUCGGUUCUGCUGGAACCACGAAGAAUCGCGUAGAUAUUCUGCUGUGCGAGGAACCCCCGUACGUACCCUGUCAUCUCAAUGACACUCUUCGUCGCACUCCUGUGUCUAGUUGAACCUAGCAACCGUUCCCUCCCCGAGCCUGAGAAAGCAGGCUAUGCGACCCCCGCAAUCUGAAGCCCAUAGUCCGCCGAAUUCCCUACCAGACCAAAACCACGAGCAACCGCCAGAUCUUACAAUACAGCAGCUGAGGGACCAAGUGGCCCAAGACACAAUCGCGUUGCAGAUCAGCCCAGACCGUCUGUUGGAAUUGCAACGUCAGUUUGCCGACAAGGAGCGACUUCUGCAGGAAUCUCAGACUGCCCUCUGCCACAAGCUACAGCAGGCGGAGCACAACAUCUCGCAGCUACAAAGUGCCUUGGAACAAACCCAGUCUGAACUCCUGAAGGCGAACAGCAACACUAAUGGAAGCAGGUCAGACGAACUGGAGAUGCUCAUGACCGAUCUGGACCGUACGAAUCACAGGGCAGUGACGGCCGAGCACGAGUCCGCCAGGCGGCGACAUAGUAGCAGCACUUCCCCUCCACCCAAGGCCGAAAUGGACAACCCCAGCGUCCCUAGGACGACACUCCAAAUAGAGCUUGCCACCAAAGACAAAGAGAUAUCGCAGCUAGUCGAAGAUAUCCGAAGGCUUCAGUCAACAGUAGAUUCACUGAAAGAGUCAAGUGCCUCACAGAUUGCUCAACUAGAAAAAAUGCUUUCGGAAAAAUCGAGAAUUAUACAAGAGCUGGAAGAGAAGCUAGAUCACCAAAGGGACUACGAAGACCUCAAACGGGAACUAAGGAAUCUGAAGAUGAUGGAAGACAGUGACAACGCCGACACGAACGAAGACGCCGACGUCCUCUACGACAAAGGUCGUACGCCACCUUCGACCAGACGUCCGUCCGCGGAUUCCCCUUCCCAGGGAGCUCUCCCUGCGACGCGCUGUCUCCAGAAUGUGGAAGCGUUCGGUUCACUGCUCGGGGAAGAGAUCGUAUCAAACUUCUCGCGCAUGAUGAAGACUGAGCCCUCCGCGAGUCCUCCCGCCACACCAAAGUCAAUGGACGCGGAGUCCACGGAACCGUCAACACCGACUAAAACACCUUCUGAUGAUGGCUGCGGGGAACCGGUAUCUAUCGAGCGGCUUCAGGAGUGUCUGCGCCAGAACAUGGAUCGGUACGCCAGCGAGGCGCUCAACACGGGGAACAUAUCUCGAGUCGUUCGGGAACUGCUCAGCGUUCACAAUGUGGGGCAGCGGCUGUUUGCAAAGUUUGUCCUGGGACUGUCGCAAGGCACCGUGAGCGAGCUGUUGUCCAAGCCCAAGCCAUGGGACAAGCUCACCGAGAAAGGGAGAGACUCCUACCGGAAGAUGCACGCUUGGGCCUCGGACGAGGCUUGUGUUGCAAUGCUCAAGGCUCUCGUACCCAAGAAAGGCAAGGAAUCGAACGUUAAUUCGUUCCGUCAAGAGGACAUCGCCGCGGAAGAACGGAUCGCGCAGAUCCUCAGCGAAGCCCAGCAGGCAAUGAUAACACCCAAGAAAGAGAGAAGUCCGGUGCCCAUGAUCCAGAUGUCGCACCAGAACGGUUCUUCUUCCAAUGCUGACGAUUCCCACGGGGAUAGCGACGGAGACGGUGACAACAAUAGUAGUAGCGGCCACAAUGGAGCCCAAAACCUCAGCUCUUCCACCAGGGACGUCAAGAGGACGCGCAAGUACGAGAACGAUGAUAUUCCCCAGGAGAUGGUUGUGCGUAUCUACCAAGAAGAACUGGCCAAGUUAAUGGGUCAGCGUGUCGAAGAAAGCUUCAGACAACAGCAGUACGAACGAACACACGAGGAGAUCCGCCAGGCCCUGUCCAUCUAUCACCAGGAACUCUCAAGGCUCUCGCAACUCGCGUUAACUCCCGGCCACGAGUUUACUCGCUUUGGUGCAGCUGCCCUUCCAGGGGCCUUGCUCAACGGGGCCUUCCCUGGCCUCUCACUCGGCCCUGAAAGCAGAGGGCCUCGAGGAAAUGACCCUACCGAUGCUAUGCGGCACCAUGGAAGUGCAUUUUCCCUGGUCCGCCCUGGACUCAAGUUCCCCGGCACUCCAGGAGGAGCCGCUCACAGCCCACCUGGAGGAGGAGGAGGAGGUGGCGGAGUCCUCAACGUGCUCCCAGAUGGUCCCGGAGCUCCUGGUGUGGAAGACCUCGGCUCAUCGCCACUGCAGCGAAUGCAAUCCAUUACAAAUUCUCUGCUGUCCCAGAAUGCUGCACCCCCAAUGCCAACGAGCAAUCAGCGCCAAGCCAAGGCGGUGCUGCCACCGAUUACUCAGCAACAGUUCGACCAGUAUAAUAAUCUCAAUACCGAAGAUAUUGUGAAAAAGGUAAAGGAACAACUGAGCCAGUAUUCGAUAAGCCAGCGCCUCUUUGGCGAAAAUGUCUUGGGCCUCUCUCAAGGCUCAGUGUCGGACCUUCUGGCUCGGCCCAAGCCCUGGCACAUGCUCACACAGAAGGGGCGCGAACCCUUCAUCCGAAUGAAGAUUUUUCUGGAGGAUGAAAAUGCCGUACAUAAGUUGGUAGCGUCGCAGUACAAAAUCGCACCCGAGAAACUGAUGCGCACCAGCGGAUUCACGGCAGCCACUAGUCCUCUCGCUGCAACGUCCAGCAAACUUCCUCCUUCUAAUCCUCGAUCUCGAGACCUUCCAUCUCCUCAUCAUCAUCAGCGCAACAACUGCGAUUCUUCUGGCUCCCCUCACCUGAGCAAAGGUGGCUUCAAUGCCACGGGCACCGAGGUGGCCCUCAUGCAGCAGGACUGUCCAGGUGGCCUGCCACCCCGUUCUCUGUACCAGCAUCCACCAUCGAGUCCUUCGUUAGGCCGCAAAGGCCCACAUCAGCCGCAUCCGCCAUCGGCACGGGCUCUAUCCUACAUGCAGCCGUCUGUAUAUGAAAUGGCAGCGUUGACAACGGAUCUGGACACGCAAAGCAUCACCGCUAAGAUUAAGGAGACCUUAAUGGCGCACAACAUAGGGCAGAAGAUCUUUGGCGAAGCUGUGUUGGGCCUCUCGCAAGGCUCCGUGAGUGAGCUGCUAUCGAAGCCGAAGCCCUGGCACAUGCUCAGCAUUAAGGGCAGGGAGCCUUUCAUCCGCAUGCAGCUCUGGCUUAACGAUCCUCACAAUGUUGAGAAGCUACAGGUCAUCAAGAAUGAGCGAAGAGAAGCCAACAAACGCAGACGCACCCACAUAGACUUGGACAUGACAGCGGCUCGUCCUCUGGAGCAACCACCUCCUCCGAGUAGCCUCCCGCACGGUACAAGUCCAUCGUUGACGUUCCCGUUCGCUGCCCCAUCUUCACCGUACCCCGCUGCCAAGAAACCUCGCGUCCUAUUUUCGGACGAGCAGAAGGAAGCCCUAAGGCUCGCCUUCUCCAUGGACCCUUACCCAAGUACGGCCACCAUCGAGUUCCUGGCUGGCGAACUCAACCUGUCGGUUCGCACCAUCACCAACUGGUUCCAUAACCACCGCAUGCGUCUCAAGCAGCAUGUCGUGUCGCCCAACCCGGACGACCCGCCGCGGCAACCAGACAUCCUGGCUAAUGCCAAUAGAGAUGGUGCAGCUUUUGAUCCAACGCUCUUCCGUAACCUCCUCCUUCAGCGUUUGACGGACUUGCACAGCGGGGAGAAGUCAGCAGUUGGCAGUGGAAGCUACGGGACCUACAAUAGCUACUCGCCUUCGUCAUCAUCAGCACUAGGGAACGAGGACAUGACGCUGGACCUCAGCAUGUCUGGGCAGAAUUCGCAAGGAACCCGCCGAGGCCACGCCACAUCCUCCGCCGGCGAUCGAACGCCGAGUGAACUGAAUGAAGAAGAGGACUCCAACUUGUCACAAGAGGACACUCCUCCCACAACAGCUGCCGAAAGCAGCGAUCGUGACUCCUUACACGAUGACUCUGCACGUCAAUCCCUCAACAGCCACAGUCGACGGCGGAAACCCGCCAUGCCUAAAUGGGUCGACCCCGGCCUCUCUCCGGACUCCGAGGAUAACGAAGACGUGGACGACGGCAACAAUAACGCCGAUGACAGCGAAAAUGGCAUCAUCAACGGCGUCUGCGUCCGGCAAACCGACUUCGGUAUUCGCUCCUCCUCCUCCCACGAGACUGUCAGGGUCGACCCGGUUCCUGCCCAUGACGCUCGCCGGAGAACCUCUGAGGCGACCACCAGGGGGGAUGACUUUGAAGAUGAGGAGGAAGGUGCUCUCGAACUCUGUACCACAAAGGAGAAAAAUUCUCGAGAGGAAGGGCAACACAGGAUGAGGGAAGAGAACAUUCGAAGGCUGGAACAGCAAUUAGAACGCGAAGACGCUAACGACGACUGGGAAUUCUGAAAGGACACCUUUAGUGGACCUUGUAUGAGAAUCUCGUCUGGUCGUCGAGUGUUCCAAGGGACAAAUGCUUUCUGAAGCCUGGUGGAAGUGUCUGGGACUUGGCACGUUCAAAGUGAAAGACACAUUUCACCCCCCGAUCCCACCCCCACCCCCGGUGCACUGUGGCCUUAUACGGUGUGUGUUUUCCAUUUAUCAUUCGCGUAUUAGCGUUGACGUAUGGCACUGGAGACUCAGCUGCCUGCCGUGGUAUGCGCUGGACGUGUGCGUGAAUGUGCGAAUGUGUGCUAAUUGUGCGUCUGUUUUAAGCGAGCCUGUUUCUCGAACGUUCUUUAUUGGACCCGAAGUCUUUGAGGCUGGCUUUUCUGGUGCUGAUACUUUUGCAAGUUUUACGUAGUGAUAGAAAAAAAGGGAAUUGUGUUUUGUAUAGUACUGACAUGGACACUCGCCCCGGUGAAACAUUCUUUUACGUUUAAUUUAUUUAUGUAAUGUGCACAGCCUUCUCUUUUUCUCGUUGCUGUUGGUUCCCCCUAUGGUUGGUAUGGUAGUGACACUAGAGGCAUUCAGACAUCCCUUGUUUUUUUUCUUUCACCAUUGCUUGGUCUUACCAAAAGAGAACUUUCGAGGCCUUCGUAGCUCAAUUGUGGCACAUACCGUAUUUACUCGCAUAAUUAACGCCCCCCCCCCCCCCCCCCGCCCCCCAAUCUAGGGCACCCAUACCUUAUCAUGUACAUUGACUUUAGCAGCGGAACCGACAGUGCCACACUGCCACAGCAGCAGAGAGCGAGCGCCGGUUUUCCUCACGCAAUUAACUCUAUACGUUUCUGAGUUGAAAAAUGUGUUAAGUAUGCAAGUAAAUACGGUAUUCGUUACGUUGCCUCUCAUAUGGGUACUUCACGCAGUUGAACCUCAGCAGCUGCAGUCACAAACCUAUCAAAUAUUUCCUAUAGUGAAGCACCGAGGACGUAAUACUGGGACAUGGUUCUGGCAAAGCACUACAAGAGCAGGACACUAAAGCUCAGUGUUGAUUUGGCAUGAAAGAAAAGGUUGUAUGUGCCACAGGAACUGUAUAACCCAAGAAGAUGUCGCUAAGGCUUUGUCGUACCCCAAAACGAACAGUGGAUGAGUUGGGAAAUCCCGAAGAGAGUAAUGGCGCUUUAAAUGCGGAAAAACGAAUCUAAUUAACUGGUAAUUUGAAUAAAUAUAGCUCGCAUAUUGAAGUGGGCCUAGAUUUUGGACAUACCGAAUAAUAUCAACCUACCCAAUGAAUGGAACCAGCCGAUAAACUGGUAACUUGAUUUAGUGAAGUUCUGCUGGAUUUCAUCGGAGCAAAGUGCUGGGGUUUGGAAUGGCCAACAUAACCUCGAGCUUGUGGACGGACCACAUGUUGUCCAUUUAUUCCAUACACCAUCUUGCUUGUCUGUUACCUCGAGUUGCUGAGGUUCCUCUGUAUUUUGUCUGAGAGUGAAGUACCCAGCAUUCCUUUGGUUUCAUGGUUUUUGAGUACAAGUCCUUUUCAUGCCAAAGAAGUCGUAGAGCCCCCUCUUGACUAGCAUCCCUCACACAACUUCAUUCUUUGCCCCAGUCACACGUGCUAGUCCCAACAAAUGCAUCAACUCCUUUUCUUUACUGGAUUUAUCCUACGGACUCAAGGCAUGGGGCAAACCUCGCUGGCCAUACCCAGCACAUUGUUUUGAGCUCAGUCUAUUCUUACUUCACUAGGAUUAGCAGCAGUUGCUGCAGGAACUGGAAUUGAUUUGAAGUAUUCAAUGGGAUUCAAUUCCUCUUCUCACAAACGGUGUGUUUGAAGUGCGUGAAAACAAUACAGCUGUAACAGCACCAAAAUGUACAGCUACCUUGCCCAGCAAUGAGAACGAAUAAGAAAUUGAUGACAAAAUGUGAUUGUUGCUGCCUAUAGCUUUUCUCGAGCCUUUUUGAUAUUGUCCUCACUCUCGGAUCGAGUUGUCCCCUCUUAAUCACUCCGAUCAAUCUUAUCUCUCAUGACCUGUAUAACGAUUGCUCAUUUUAAAUCUCUUUGUAUACGUGCCAACACUUGCAGCACACGAGACAUCUCUUGGAAACUCUCGCAUAAUUCUCCGCCGAGUACUUAACUGUCGAUCGAGUACUCAGAAUUAUUUUUUCAUGAAUUAGAGAAACGUGGCUAGCAGUUUUGUUUCUCCCCAGGUCUCUUUACCGCUGUCCGUGGUUUGACAUUAUCUGGUUCGAUGAUGGAAAUAUAUAUAUAUAUAUAUACAUACAUACAUGUAUACAUAAAUAUACAAGGAGUUCUUUCAAUGCAUUCAAUGCAUUUUUUCUCACUUGUACGCGCAGGAUGUUUCCCACCCGGUUUUAUUUUUUUGUUGACAUGUCAAGUAUCGAUGUGACACGUGCUAGUAUGGGAGUCCAACUCCGUAGCUCGUGUCCCCCCUGUCGUUGUGUUUGCAUGUUCUUCGACUUGUGCUUUCUCUUUGCAGAGUGACAUACGGUUCAGUUCGUAAGCUCUCAGGCACUUGCAAUUUAGAUAAUAUAUUCCUAGCCUAUUUUUGCGUGCGUUACCAACAGCUAGCAAUGUUAUACAAAACACAGAAAAAAAAAAUGCAACUAUCAUGUCCAAGAUUGGAAACUUAUAUAUAUUUGUCUUACAUUUCAGAUUGGUUGAUGAUUGAUGUUUAUUAGCACAAAAGCAACCGAGGCCAUACGUACUGCGCCAACCACCAGAGUUUCCGAAUGAUGGCUGCGUGGUCUACUUGUUUCUGUUUUUUCCUGCAAACCAAAUUAAUUUAUUACCGAAACCCCCGACUUGGUUGUUUUUCUUUGGUGCGUAAUAAAAUAGCCAAUAGCUUCACUUUUACAACCUAUUUUUGUUACCUGCCCAAGAACUUACGAACGAUACCGUAACUGUAAAUAAAUGCUGUGAAAAAAAAAAGUGACAAGUGCUUACAUAAUUCAAUGAGCAAAACUGGUACUACUUGCUGUCAGUGCUAAUGAAUGUCAACCUUGUGCAUUUUUUCGCAAACAAAAAAAAAACCUUGUUGAAUGAAAAAGGAGAGAAAAAAACUUUGGUGCUGCAGAAUGCGACCAAGAGCACUUUUUAGUCUAACACCACCACCACCACCAGUUGCUACUGUUGCCUCAAGCUCUCCCUUUUAAGCUUGAAGCCUACAAUAUCUGUACAUACGAUAUCAUGCCAUUUUUUCCCCAUCCACCCGUACUUCAAUUUCAAACAUUAUUUCCAACGCUCCUUCUCAUUUAUGCCUUUCUCUAUAUCAAGGGUGGACUGAGACAAAAAAAUCUUAACGGCAAAAAUCUCGGACCAGGCCACGUCAGGAGACUCGCAAUAUUUCUUUCCAGUGUGGGGGGGGGAGUUGUACCAUGACGGAUGGCCCACUGGGAACUUUUCCGGUAAGGUCUACGGUCAGUCCAACCCUGCAUAUGAAUGACACAUGGUCUCUAUGAUGACAUGUGUCGUGGCAUUUUGGAUAAUAUUUGAAAAUCCUGCAGUUCAACGUGAUGUCAUGUAGUUUGAGACGUGCUGCCAAGCAAGACACGCAGUGGAACUGUUCAGAAACAGACGACAACAAAGCUCAUGAAACACUUCCGUUACACAGUGAACCGUUCUGCGUUUCUUAACCGAGUAUCAACAUUUUCCAAUUUCCAGAAUUCAAUGACAUACACAAAGUUUGGUGCAGUCUAGUACCCUUCGAUUGUCUGCCUGUGGACAAGUUUUGGACUGGGGCCUAGACUCAGCAAGACCCUCAUACCUUCUAGAUGUAGACUAAGGAAUGUCUUUUAUUCCCUCCCUUCUCAAUUUGAAAGGUACCUCAAAAGGUACGCUUUGAAAAGCCUAAACUUCAAUUUUAACCUCGACGAGGCGUGGAUUUUGUGCGUGUGUAGAAGAUGGCUCACUCCACGCAAUUUCUUUGAUCCUCGACGAAGACUCGUUAAUCUCUCUUCUCGACGCUCCUUAUUCCUUUCCUUGUUUUUCAUAACUUUUUCAUGUGUGAGUUGUGAUAUGGUUAACUGCCACCCCUGUACACAUAUUAUAUAAAUAUAUAUAUAUAUAUACCUUUUCUCGAUCAUUGCUUGUUGCCUUCCAUAUUACAUUAUAUCAGCCUAUAUAUACAUACAUAUAUAUAUAUAGUGUAAAUAAAAGAAAACGGUGUGUAUGAGAAGGAAGACCCGUCUUUUGCUAACUGGUCGAAACAAUCGCAUGGAGCUAUCUUUUUUUUCUAUGUACAUGUAAAAGAAAAAGUGUCAUGAUUUGUUGUUCCUUCCCAGACAGUCUUUCCAUGGUUGCUUGUUGGCUGGUUUUAUUUCGAGUCAACUGUUCCCUGUGUGUUGUCGAAGAAGUGUGGACAACUGGUGUGCAAUGUAUUUAUGAGUGCUUUUUCUUCUUUUGUCUUGUACAAAGAGUUUUGUUUUUGUUUUUUUCUGACCACCUUCGCUGUCUCUGCACCUCGAAUGGAUGGAUGGAUGGGUGAAUGGAAUCUGUAACUCAUUUUAAUGAGGUCUGUGCUUUGACACGGAGAUUUUUCUCCCCCGUAUGCUUGCACACGGACCUUCCUUUUGGACGCGAGUGCAAGUGAAACUGUAUGUUUGAUAUUAAGAUUCAUAUUACUAUUUUUAUUCUACUUUCAGAUAAUAACUAUAAUAAUAAAGUUGAUCUUCACCCGUGUC
Molecule: messenger RNA, 9472 nt
Organism: Ornithodoros turicata
Lineage: Eukaryota; Metazoa; Arthropoda; Arachnida; Ixodida; Argasidae
Gene: cut
Product: homeobox protein cut-like
Exons: 21
Coding region: 560-4798 (1412 amino acids)
Biological process (GO): regulation of transcription by RNA polymerase II
Cellular component (GO): nucleus
Molecular function (GO): DNA-binding transcription factor activity, RNA polymerase II-specific; RNA polymerase II transcription regulatory region sequence-specific DNA binding
Source: RefSeq, a predicted model, not a curated record